Molecule: messenger RNA, 4229 nt
Organism: Cricetulus griseus (Chinese hamster)
Lineage: Eukaryota; Metazoa; Chordata; Mammalia; Rodentia; Cricetidae
Source: RefSeq, a predicted model, not a curated record
CUAAGAAGCCGAUUUGAAGAAGAGCUUGUCAAGGGAUAGUCCAUGUCAUGAUGUGGGGUGACAGAUUCCCGGUAUCAGCUUCUACCGACCUCCCCGUGGAGUCAUUGUGUCUCCAGGAAAGAAUCUUGCAGCUUCCGGUUUGGGUUUGGAGAAGGCCAAGUGGGCCAUGGGUCAGGAUCCUCUCCCUUGAUACGAAGGCUUCUCUAGCAUGUGGAGAGGGCCAAACGUGAACUGUGUGGACAGCAGCGGCUACACCCCACUCCACCACGCUGCUUUGAAUGGCCACAGGGAUGUGGUUGAGGUUCUUCUGAGGAACGACGCGCUGACCAAUGUUGCUGACUCGAAAGGCUGCUACCCACUGCACUUGGCAGCGUGGAAGGGAGACGCCCAGAUAGUACGCCUGCUCAUCCACCAAGGGCCCUCGCACACCAGAGUCAACGAACAGAAUGCUCUUGAGAUCAAAGAACUCAAAAAGUACGGCCCCUUUGACCCUUAUAUCAAUGCCAAGAACAACGACAACGAGACCGCCCUGCAUUGUGCAGCGCAGUACGGCCACACGGAGGUAGUGAAGGCGCUGUUGGAGGAGCUCACAGACCCCACCAUGCGCAACAACAAAUUCGAAACACCUCUGGACUUGGCAGCGCUCUACGGGCGGCUGGAGGUGGUGAAGAUGCUGCUGAGUGCACACCCCAACCUCCUGAGCUGCAGCACUAGGAAGCACACCCCCUUACACUUGGCCGCACGGAACGGCCACAAGGCUGUGGUGCAGGUCCUGCUGGACGCCGGCAUGGAUAGCAACUACCAGACGGAGAUGGGCAGCGCUUUGCAUGAGGCUGCUUUGUUUGGCAAGACCGAUGUGGUGCAAAUUCUGCUAGCUGCAGGGAUCGACGUGAACAUAAAGGACAACCGUGGACUGACUGCCCUCGACACGGUGCGGGACCUGCCUUCUCAGAAGAGCCAGCAGAUAGCCGCCCUAAUAGAAGAUCACAUGAUCGGGAAAAGACGUGUGAAAGAAGUAGAUAAGACCUCCACAGCCCAGCUACCUCUCCUCUCAGGCACAGACGCCACAGCACCAAAGUCUCAGGGGAAUGCGGAGAAAGCAGUAACUGAACUGGUCAUUGAUUUUGACACACAUGCUGAGGAGGAGGGUCCCUAUGAGGCACUGUACAAUGCUGUGUCCUGCCACUCCCUGGACAGCACGGCCAGUGGGCGAUCAUCUGACCGAGAUUCUGUGAACAAGGAGGCCGAGGCCAUGGGAGGAAGAGCUGCUGGAGUGAGGCCUAGAGAACGUCCACCGCCUCCAGCAAAGCCGCCACCUGAUGAAGAGGAGGAAGAGCGUGUAGAUAAGAAGUAUUUGCCCUUGACAGCCUCUGAGGGCCUGGCUGUGAGACCCAGGAUUCAGAGCAGUUUCCCCCAGGAAGAAGAGGAGGAGGAACACCCAUAUGAGCUGCUGCUCACAGCAGAGACCAAGAAGCUGGGCGUCACGGACGGAAGGACGAAAGACCACAGGCGGAGCAGCAUCAGCCGGAGCCAGGACUCUGUGGAGGGGCAGGACGGGCAGGUCCCGGAGCAGUUCUCAGGUCUCCUCCACGGCUCCUCCCCAGUGUGUGAGGUGGGGCAGGACCCUUUCCAGCUGCUUACUGCCCCCAGCCAGACCCACCCAGAGUCCCCCCAGCAAGACGCCUGCCACGAGGCCAGCAUGCAGCUAGAGGAGCCGGGCGUGCAAGGCACUGGAAACCCUCAGCCCGGCGUCCUGGACCAAAGCAAGCGAGUGGGCUUCCCAGCAGGCCUGACUGCCCCAGCCAGCCGAGCACACCUCCAGACUUUGACUCACACAGUACCUCUGCACCCUGCUGGUGCCGAGGAAGAAGACGAGCAGAGCUCCGCCAGAAGCCGAGCCCCUCCCACCAGCAAGCCCAAAGCUGAGCUCAAACUCAGCCGCAGUUUGUCUAAGUCUGACUCUGACCUCCUGACCUGCUCCCCCACGGAGGAUACUACGAUGGGGAGUCGCAGUGAGUCUCUGUCCAACUGCAGCAUUGGGAAGAAGAGGCUGGAGAAGUCACCUUCGUUUGCCUCUGAGUGGGAUGAGAUUGAGAAAAUCAUGAGCUCCAUUGGAGAAGGCAUUGACUUUUCUCAGGAACAGCAGAGGAUCUCAGGUUCUCGUACGCUGGAGCAGAGCGUCGGGGAGUGGCUGGAGUCAAUUGGCUUGCAGCAGUACGAGAGCAAGUUGCUGCUGAAUGGCUUUGAUGAUGUCCACUUCCUGGGGUCAAAUGUGAUGGAAGAGCAGGACCUGAGGGAGAUUGGUAUCAGUGACCCACAGCACCGGCGGAAGCUGCUGCAGGCCGCACGCUCCCUGCCCAAGGUGAAGGCUCUUGGCUAUGAUGGAGUCAGCCCCCCCUCGGUGUCCUCCUGGUUGGACUCACUGGGGCUGCAGGACUACAUCCACUCCUUCCUGUCGAGCGGCUACAGCUCCGUGGAUGCUGUGAAGAACCUCUGGGAGCUGGAGCUUGUCAACGUCCUGAAGGUUCAUCUGCUGGGCCACCGAAAGCGCAUCUUCGCCUCUCUUGCAGAAAGGCCCUAUGAGGAGCCCCCACAAAAGCCCCCGAGGUUUUCCCAGCUAAGAUGCCAGGAUUUAAUCUCCCAGACAUCAUCCCCGCUGAGCCAGAACGAUUCCUGUACAGGGCGGUCAGCAGACCUGCUGCUGCCCUCAAUAGAAACUAGCAGGAGGCGUCACGACAGCCCAUACGACCCUGGGGCAGCCUGUCGAGCAGAGCACUUCAGAGUCCAGGAGGAGCCCAGCGAGACCAAGCUGACCCUCCGCCCGCCCAGCCUGGCUGCACCGUAUGCUUCAGUGCAGAGCUGGCAGCACCAGCCAGAAAAGCUCAUCUUUGAGUCCUGUGGAUAUGAGGCCAAUUAUCUGGGCUCCAUGCUGAUCAAAGAUCUGCGAGGGACAGAAUCCACACAAGAUGCCUGUGCCAAAAUGCGGAAAUCUACCGAACACAUGAAGAAGGUCCCCACCAUCAUCCUGUCCAUCACAUACAAAGGGGUCAAGUUCAUCGAUGCUUCCAACAAGAAUGUCAUUGCUGAGCACGAGAUCCGGAACAUUUCUUGUGCUGCGCAGGACCCAGAGGACCUGUGUACCUUUGCCUACAUCACCAAGGACCUGCAGACUGGCCACCACUACUGCCAUGUCUUCAGCACAGUGGAUGUGAACCUCACCUACGAGAUCAUCCUGACCCUGGGGCAGGCAUUUGAGGUGGCCUAUCAGCUGGCCCUUCAGGCCCAGAAAUCCAGGACCAUGGGGGCCUCUGCAACUGCAAUGAUUGAGACAAAAUCUUCCAAACCUGUGCCUAAGCCUCGGGUCGGCGUGAGGAAGUCUGCACUGGAACCACCUGAUUCGGACCAGGAGGCCCCAUCCCACGCUAGUGUUUCCUGGAUUGUGGACCCAAAGCCAGACUCUAAGCGGAGCCUCAGCACCAAGUAUGAGACCACUAUCUUCUAAACAAACAGCCACCCUGUCUCCACUACCCCCACUGUGCCUUUGCCACCCGAUCGUUCUGCUGUCUCAACUCUCCUUCCGGCUGCCGCCACCAAGGCCCCACCUCCAUGGGCCCUGCCCUCCUGCAGCAGUUCUAGACAUUCCUCCACUCACAGCUCCUGCUUACACCACCCAACACUGUGACUCCUCCCUUUGGGCUCAGGACAGCUCGGGGUGACUUGCCUUUCAAAGGGGCACCAGAAGGGUUCUGAGGCCCCCCAGAGCCUCUGCAACAGGCACUGGGAGGUGAGGAGAGGGGUGGCUUCCAGUGGGACCCCGAGAGCCCCCAGCAAGGUUGCUUUCCUCUCCUGGGCCACAGCUGGUUGGUAAAAGCCACCAGUGUCCACCUUUGCUGACCCGCCCACCACUGUGACCACCCAGUGCCAGGGUACCCUGCUAUCAGGUGCUGCUUUCUCACCUGGUCAGGCCCAUGAUGUGGCUUCGCCAGGGGAAGACUUUCUGUAAGGGUGAAGUUGGUACCAGCCACACUCUCGCGCACGUCCAAACAACAGGUUCCUAAGUGACCUGUGUGUGCUUGGCCCCUUUCUGUACUGUGGGCCCUGGUUCUGGAGUCUGACUCAUCGAGGCAUGCCCUGAGCACAAGUGCGCCUUCUUCUUCUCAGAGUGGAGCUGCCCGUGCACAGGGCAGAGACUGCGCAGCGUUCUCAUACUCCCACGGUGGUGGGGACCU